AUGCCACACACCAAAAACACCCGUUUCAGUGUUGCUGAUUUUAUGAAGAAGAGAAAGGAAGCAAGGCAAAAGGCAGUGGAGGAAUGUAGAGUGUUAAAAGCAGAGCUGUAUAGAAAUAAGAGGAAAAUUGACAGACUAGAAACAAAGGUUAGCGGAAAUUAGUAAGAUUAAACUUACAGUACUGUCAUAAGUGACACUGUGAACAUACAUGUGGUUAUUGAUAAACAAUUUCUAAUUUGUCAUUUCCUGCAGAUGAGAAAUAUUAAACCUGACACUUUUUUAAUGUAUUGAUUGAGUUUUUCUUCUUUUAUCAAAGGUCAGUGAUUCAAGGAUAGCAUUGGCAGAUAUAACUAACGGCACUCCAAAUAAUCAGGUGAGUAGCAACCCCCAAAAUAUUUUUUCAGCAACCAUUUUUUUAAGGGUGAUGGAUAAUAUUCAUUACCCCCUUUAUCUUUGAGGUGCUGAAAAAAUAAUAAAUAAUAAUUUUUUGCCUUUGCAGUUACAAUUGGGGAACACUGAUACCAGUGCACGAACAAGACCCCCAACUAUUUUGGUGGAUGGGAAAUCAAAUAUGCCACCAAGAACAGCUGCGAAAAGACGACAUGAAACACUGACACAUGCUUCUGCAAUCCAUGGCGGAUCUAAAAAUAACCCAGGUCCAGCCUUUGAUGGGAUGUUUGACACACUAGCUAAACGAUGUAAAGUAGAUAAAAUGAAAGAUUAUGUUCUGGGUCAGAAAACAUUAAAAGAGAAAGUAGCCUCAGCUAUGUUUAAAAAAAACGUGAAAGCUUUUGAAAGCUCUGCAGAAAAUGCAAAAAGAAGCAUUGCAGUUUUCUAUAGUAGUGGUGUAAUGGGAAAGCGAAAAUAUAAAUCUGUUCGAAUUUCAUUAUCAAUGAAGUCAAAUGAAACUACAAAGGGAAGAUCAGCUAUAAGUGUUAUGCCAAAGUGCCCAAUUCCAAAAUUAUUGCCAUAUGACAAGCUUGUGAAAGAAAUAAACGAAAUUGAGAUUGGAAAUGUGUACAGGUUCGAUGAAGAGUUUCCAGGGGCAAUCGGAGAUGAACUUACUCAAGGUUGUUUUCGAAAGUUAGUUGAGUACUUGCCACGCCUGGCAAAAUUCUACCUCAGAAAAGAUAGAAAGGAAGCCCUUCUGUGGUUUGGCAAAACUGAAGGCACUUUUUUAAUUGCUGUGGGUGGGGAUGGUUGCCCAUUCGGAAAGAAUGAGUCAGCUUGUUCUUUUUUGUUAAGUUUCAUGAAUGUAGGUAAACGAGUUGCAUCGAGCAAUGACAACUUUAUUAUUUUUGGUGGAAAUUGUGAGGAAACAUCACUUGUUGUGCGUAAGUAUUGUCAGUUCUUGUGCAAAGAAAUUUGUGAGAUAGAAAACAAAGUCUUUGAAAUUGAGGGCCUUCAUGUUACAUUCAAAUGUGCCGAGUUACCUAAUGACAUGAAAAUGUUGGCCAUGUUAGGUGGUGAACUAUCUAACAGUGCAAAAUAUUUCUCGUCCUUUGCAAAUGUGUCAAAAGACAACUGCACAGACCUGAAGGGGACAUUUGCAACUGAUAGCACAAGCUUAUGGCAUCCAUGGAAAUAUGAGGACAGAAUUAAAAUUGCAAAUGAGGUUGAGAAAUUUAAAAAAACC
Messenger RNA from Porites evermanni, 1636 nucleotides. The record is from the annotation of a GenBank genome assembly. Lineage: Eukaryota; Metazoa; Cnidaria; Anthozoa; Scleractinia; Poritidae.